CAGGAUGCUUUUCACCGCGGGUCCGGACCGCUUCAAACUACGCUCAGACUUUCCGCCCGCAACACUUCACCUCAUGUGAAAGUGUGCCGCCGGACGAUGCUGCGGAGAGUCGAGCAUGAAAGCCAUGAAAACGUGGACUCCGGAGCCGAAACAGCCGAGUCUGACUGCAGCAGGAUGUCCUCAUCUGGCAUUGAGUUCAUGACCAGGAGGGUGAGGCCGCAGCGGCAGCAGCAGUCCCUGCUGAUAAACCUGCAUCUGCUUGCAAAUCCCGGAGACUCGCUGCUGUUACAGCACAGCCUGGACCGCCUGCUGCGCUGGCUGUGCCCAAGCCUCCGCAUCUUCCACGUGUCAGAGCGGGCCUCCCCGUUCAGGAGUUACAAACGCGCCUGUCCCGUGGCAGGCUACCCGUCUGUGGCCAUCACUUUUUUUCUCCACGAGGCCUACGGAGAGGAGCGGAUCCUCAAAGUGCUGGACUUCUUCCAGCGGCCGCCCUGGCAGUACCACCACACGGAGAGCUGCGGCAGCAGGACCACAGGGAUCCACAUCACCUCCGGCGGCUCCCCGUCCAGCGCCCUGCUCAGGCCCUACCUCCUGCCCAGCAGGGACUUCUACAGUCUGGGGGCAGGAAUGCCCGUGUGGGGGGUUAGGCCUGUGCACUGCGGAGGGGAAAUCCUGCGCGUGACGCUGUACAGCGGAUACGACAACUACGAGGACAGCGUGCGGCUCUAUGAAACCGUGCUGCAGCGACAGGCGGAGGAGCAGAAGGCUGGCUUCUGCUGGUUCACCCUGCACUCAGAGCCCGGCCUCAGCCUCCAGCUGGCUUUGAAGCAGCUGUCUCCAGGGGUUCGGGUGGAGCCGUGCAACUCCGCCGUGCUGCAGUUCAGCGUGGAAGAAAUCGGCCAGCUGGUCCCAUUGCUGCCGAACCCCUGCACCCCCAUCAGCGACUCACGCUGGCAGACAGAAGACCUGGAUGGUAACAAAGUGCUAUUUCAGGUGAAAACCCCGGCUCAGCCUCAGCGACCUCUGACCUGUGCCUUCCCCCUGACCUGCCCGAGCGUCUCCCCUCGAGGAAUCCAGCUCCGGAGCCCGGUACAGGGCCACAGCCUGUCGCCCUGCAGCUUCACGACGCCCCCGCCCUGGCAAACGCACCGGCAAGCCCUCAGACCGCGCAGCGACCCCGUGUUGGACAAGCUCCACGUGGGAGCAGAAAGCCUGGGCUCGGGGAGCUGCUGCAGCACCCCACCCAGCAGCUCCUGCUACUCGUCGCAGCGCAGCAGUCCCGCUCCGCUCUCCACCUCCAACCACCCCGACUCUCCUCUGCGGCCCUCCGUCACCCGCUCCCGCUCCCGCCUCCUCCUGGAGGAGGACGAAGAGGAGUCCGAGACCAACGUGGACACGGGAGCGGCCGUCGCGCUGCGCCCGGACACAGUCGGCAAUACGAUCGGCCGCUCCUCUUCAGUGGACAUCCUGACGAGUCUUCGCCCGGAAAGACCUGCAGCCGUCGGGGCUUCGGCUGUCGAGGAACUGGCCAAGGAGCUGAGUGAAUGUCUGCCGCGAACUUACGCACACCUUCAGGGCUCCUCUGGGAAAUGGGGUCCCGGUGCAGAUGCAGCCAGGGAGGACUGCAGCAGCAGAACUGUGGCAGCAGGACAGAGUCCCUCCAACAGACCUCUGAGAGAGAGCAGGACUCCCGCCGGGCUGCUGCCGGCUCGGACCGACAGCCAGGAGCCAGUCGAUGAGUUCUUCAUCUGAUCCUCUAGGACUGAAGCUGUGGUGAUUAUCACAGUGCAGCUAAAGUUAAAAAAAAAAACACACACCACAACCGAGGAUGAGUAAGGUGAGUCCUGAAACUCAAAUCAGAGCUUGAAGCAAGGCUGCGGGAACAAACGAGCGUUGCUGUGGAAGUCAAAGGAAAGUCCUGCAGCAGGCGACACUUUCCACCCAGCGCUCCAAAUUCCUCCAGUGGUUUCACUUUAAUUUCCACAAUGUCAGAAAAUAGCACAAUUAUCCACAAGUCUACCAGACGUCCAGUAAGAAGUGAGACGGUGCCGAUAACAGUAUUGAAUGAAUUAUUUGUUUUAAAUUAGAUUCAGCUCAUGAUUUGUGCAGCUGUUUUAAAAUGUAGCUCAGUGAAAAGAAAGUAACUUCUGUUUUAGUGCUACUUGAUAAUUUGGCCAGGUGAGCCGAUGUUUUACGUUCAGGUACAGAUCAUCGUGAUCUCAGUGUGAAGGUACUCUUUAAUGCUCCUGUGGUUUGUUGUGAUUAGCAGUUUGAUUUUCACAGGCUGUAGUAUCUGUUACAGCUCUGACAACAGGAUUUAUUUACUAAAAGGUUUUGCACAUCAAAUGAUCACUUACUUACUCACUUGGAUGAGAAAAAAAAACGUUGGACUGAAAUAUUUUUCAAAGACAGUUACAGUAUUUUUUAAAGAGAUUUGCCACUAAUAUACCCUGAAGCCUCAGAACUGUUUAUGUCUGAGGAAUCAGCAGACGGAUUAACUGAAGUGAAAACUUAACAAGCCCUUCAUUAAGUGGACUGAUCACUGCAACAGAUGGUUGUCAACCUCAUGUCUUUGCACGUUACUAAUGACCGUCAUUGCUGCUUCUUAAUAGACUUUGCAAAACAAAUAAUACCAAACGGCAACAAACACUUCCCUUUGUAGUUUUUUUUUUUUUUUU
Salarias fasciatus (jewelled blenny) is the source of this 2678-nucleotide messenger RNA. It is a transcript of the gene fam124b, whose product is annotated as family with sequence similarity 124B. The transcript is spliced from 7 exons. Gene Ontology annotation, cellular component: nucleoplasm. NCBI's taxonomy places the organism in Eukaryota, Metazoa, Chordata, Actinopteri, Blenniiformes, Blenniidae. Bases 97 to 1752 code for a protein of 551 amino acids. The record is from RefSeq and is a predicted model, not a curated record.